AGUUAUGGGAGUUCUGGGUUUUCUGCAAUUCACUCCCCCUCAAGUUCCGCCUCAUCAGACCCUCUCUUCUUCUUCUUCUGCAAAUUGUAAUAAGAACCUUCUUACAAGACGUAAAGCUAUAAUCUUUAGUUCCUCUAUAGUGGCCUCUUAUGUCCACCUGUAUCAAAAUUCAACUAUUUCUUCACUUCACUCUGCCUUUGCCCAACAAACGGAAGACCUUCAGCAGGAAGAAGACCGGCUCGUUCAUGUCUUCGAGGAAACUUCGCCUUCAGUCGUGUUCAUUGAAGACAUUGAAUUAGCAAAAAUCCCCAAGAGCUCUACUGAGGCCAUGCAGUCCGAAGAUGACAAUGCAAAAGUUGAAGGGACAGGUUCGGGCUUCAUCUGGGAUAAGUUUGGUCACAUUGUCACUAACUAUCACGUCAUAGCUAAGUUGGCUACAGAUAGAAGUGGACUACAGCGUUGUAAGAUAUUGCUUGUUGAUGCAAGCGGCAACAGCUUUUCCAGAGAAGGCAAGAUUAUUGGUUUUGAUCCAUCAUAUGAUUUGGCUGUUCUAAAGGUUCUAACUCAAAGCCUUGUUGCUGUCAUUUGUAGUUCUUUAUUGAUCUGUAAAGGCAUACUAGUUGCUUCCAGAUUCAUUGAAGGAUUGAGCACCAUAGAUCUGCUAGUUGCUGCUGAGGUUGAUGUUGGAGGGCAUGAACUAAAACCAGUCACUCUAGGCAUAUCUCGUGAUUUACGGGUUGGCCAGAGCUGCUUUGCCAUUGGAAAUCCAUACGGAUAUGAGGAUACUUUAACAACAGGGGUAGUGAGUGGGUUAGGGAGGGAAAUACCGUCACCAAACGGCGGAGCCAUCCGUGGUGCAAUUCAAACAGAUGCUGCAAUUAAUGCAGGUUCGUAA
Molecule: messenger RNA, 895 nt
Organism: Ilex paraguariensis (yerba mate)
Lineage: Eukaryota; Viridiplantae; Streptophyta; Magnoliopsida; Aquifoliales; Aquifoliaceae
Source: the annotation of a GenBank genome assembly